AUGGCCGGAUUUUUCAGCUUCUACACGGCGAAUGGCCAGGUUGACUUUCUUCUGUUUGUUUCUUCAGCCCAUGCUCAAUUGCCGCCUUCACCAAGUGAUAAUCUCAACCUAUGUCUGCGCCUCGGAACACCGGAACGUCUUGAUGAGGCGUUCUGCUCUCUCGCUGAUGCAGAUGAAGUUAACCUCGUUCCUUGUUUUCUUAUCGGGCAAGCAUAG
Messenger RNA from Haemonchus placei, 216 nucleotides. The record is from the annotation of a GenBank genome assembly. NCBI's taxonomy places the organism in Eukaryota, Metazoa, Nematoda, Chromadorea, Rhabditida, Trichostrongylidae.